Molecule: messenger RNA, 951 nt
Organism: Dunckerocampus dactyliophorus (ringed pipefish)
Lineage: Eukaryota; Metazoa; Chordata; Actinopteri; Syngnathiformes; Syngnathidae
Gene: ciao2a
Product: cytosolic iron-sulfur assembly component 2A
Exons: 5
Coding region: 244-633 (129 amino acids)
Source: RefSeq, a predicted model, not a curated record
UGAUUGCUUUUGCCAGAAACAAAAUGUCAACCAAUGUGUUUGGUAGGUUGAGCUCUUAGACAGUGUUGAGCUGAUCUCAGAACGGUUGAGGUUUUUCUUCCGCUGACAUUCUCUUCCUUUUGGUACAAGUACACUUUCUUGCUUCUUAUCAUGAGACUUGCACACGGUGCCCGGCCUUGUUAACGGCCAACUCACGUCCUCGGGACACAUUUUCACCCUAGUAAUGUUCCGAGGAGCACGACGAUGGAAGAGAAAGCGUUAGAAGUGUAUGAUGUGAUUCGAUCCAUUCGAGAUCCAGAGAAGCCCAACACCCUUGAGGAGCUGGAGGUGGUGACAGAGCAAUGUGUGGAGGUCCAGGAGCUCGGCGAGGACGAGUAUCUCAUCAUCAUCAAGUUCUCCCCCACCGUCCCUCACUGCUCCCUAGCUACCCUCAUUGGUUUGUGUUUACAAGUGAAGCUGCAGAGAUGCUUGCCCUUCAAACACAAACUGGAAAUCUACAUUAGUGAAGGAACCCACUCCACAGAGGAGGACAUCAACAAGCAGAUCAACGACAAGGAACGAGUGGCGGCCGCCAUGGAGAACCCCAACCUGAGGGACAUCGUGGAGCAGUGUGUCAUCGAGCCUGACGACUGAUGAUGGUAUCGUGUUACCGCCAAGUGUGUGUGUAUAUGUGUGGAGUACGCACACUGGACUACAGGCAGGCACCACAUAGACCUUCCCGUCAUUCCUCGCUGGUGCAUGAUGGCGUUUGUUGCCAGGAAACAGGAAGUGUGUCCUGUUGCCAUGGAAGCAGAGUGAUGUGCUCCACAUUAGAUGAUUGGAUGAAUCACACUUGUUUGUUUAGUAAACAACUGUUUGAUAUUUACAGUACACAAACGCUUUCCUAUUGUUGUGUGUUGACUCUCUGUAAAGAAAAAUAAUAAUUUUAUUAAAGCCAUAUAAAACAACAAA